CCGGCGCUCCCCUCCCUCUCUGCUGUGUACGAUCGCCGACGUUGCUCUGUUGCUCUCUACUUUCUGCAGUUGUUGAUCUGCAGCCCUCACCGAACUUGCUCUCUGCCUUCUGCUAAUGCACUCUCGCCGGAGCUGCUCUCUGCUCUCACCGAACCGAAGCUGCUAUCUGCCUUCUGCUGAUCUGCUUUCUGCUCUCUGCCUUCUGCUGAUUUGCUUUCACCGGAGCUGCUCUGCUUUAUGCUGAUCUACUCUCACCGGAGCUGCUCUCUGCUUCAUCGACCUUGCUUUCUGUUGUUCUGCUCCACCGGCACUUGUCUCUGCUCUCACCGGCACUUGUCUCUGCUCUCACCAGCGCUUGUCUCUGCUCUCACCGACGCCGGUCACCUUCCGUGUGCCUCCUGUUCUGCAAUUGGCCUUAACUGCUUCUUCACAGCUCACGCUUCACAUUCACAGCUUCUCCCACCCGAGCACAGUAAAAUGUCAUCAUUCGGACAAAAUUCAGCUUCAGCAGCAACUCCUACAUCCUCACAAUUGCAAUCCUUAAGGCAAAAAGUUGAUGCCACAUGGGAGCAUUGUGCAGAAGUUAUGGAUGGUGCAAGAAAAGUAAUAAAAUGUUUGUAUUGCCAAAAAACAUUUAGAGGAGGGGGAAUACAUAGAGUAAAACAACACCUUGCAGGAAAAGGUGGAGACGUAAGAAAGUGUGAUAAAGUGCCGUUUGAUAUUCGUUAUCGGAUGCAAGAGAGUUUCAAGGAAUAUGAAGAAAAUAAAAGGCAAAUACAAAACCAAUGGGAAGACAAUCCAUUCGGGUCUAGUGCCAUGGAUCCUGAGGGAAAUGCACCGGACUUGCAAGAGAUUCCAUCUUCAGCAGCACAACAAUCACAAUUCAAAGGAAAGGGGUUAGCAACUUCAACGGAAGUGGGCAAAAAAAGGAAGGCAAAUGCAAGUGGGAUUCAAAACUACUUUGCUCCAAGAACAGCUCCUGGAUCUCAACCAUCUAUUAAAAGUGCAAUGGCAGGUAAAGAUGCUGUCCACAAGGCUGAUAUGGCUGUUGCUAGAUUUUUUUUUGAUAGUUGUUUGCCCAUAAAUGCUAUAAAUUCCCCUUAUUUUCGACCUAUGCUUGAUGCAAUUGCUGCAAUUGGUCCUGGUUACAAAGGACCAAGUUAUCAUAUGAUGAGAUCCACUUUGUUGUGUGAUUUGAAAAAGGAAGUUCAAUUAUUGGUUAAUUCUUAUAGAAGUGUAUGGGCAGAAACCGGUUGCACUAUUAUGGGUGAUGGUUGGCAAGAUCAAAGCAAUAGGCAGUUAAUUAAUUUUCUUGUCUAUUGUCCUAGAGGAAUUACUUUUGUGAAAUCAGUUGAUGCCUCUGAUGUGGUUAAAGAUGCUUCUAUGCUUUGCAAUUUGUUCAAAGAAUUGGUUGAGUUUGUGGGUGCUAGUAAUGUUGUGCAUUUGGUUACUGAUAAUGCAGCUAAUUAUAAAAAGGCUGGAAAAUUGUUAAAUGACCUAUAUCCUACAAUAUUUUGGUCUCCUUGUGCUGCACAUUGCUUAAACUUGAUAUUGAGUGAUAUUGGCAAGUUGAAUGUUGUUAGUGGUCUUGCAACUAGUGGAUCUUUGGUGACCAAAUUUGUAUACAAUCAUCCUUUCUUGUUAGCUUGGUUAAGAAAAAGAGAAGGAUGGACAGAAAUCAUACGUCCAGGGCCAACACGUUUUGCAACAACAUUCAUUGCAUUGAAAAGUCUUCAUGAUCAUAAGCAUGAUUUACAAGCAUUGGUUACUAGUUUGGAGUUUAGAGAGUCUAGAUAUUAUAAAGAUCAAAAGGCAAAGGAUGUUGUGGCUGUUGUUUUAGACAAGAAAUUUUGGAAUAAUUGUGAGCUAGUUGUGAAAAUCGUGGGACCACUUAUUCGCUUGCUUAGAAUUGUGGAUGGUGAUGAGAGACCUUCACUUGGUUAUGUCUAUGAUGGCAUGUAUAGGGCAAGAAAAGCGAUUAAAACAAUUUUGAUGAAUAGAAAGUCUUUGUACAAGCCUUAUACAAGAAUUAUUAAGGAAAGAUGGGAUAGACAACUUCGACAAAAUCUUCAUGCUGCUGCUUAUUAUUUGAAUCCGGCUUUCUUUUAUAAUAAAGAAAAUUUCUCAACCAAAAAAGAAAUCAUGAAAGGUUUUAUGGAUGUUGUGGAUGCAAAAGUACCGUCUCGGAAGUCAAAAUUCUUGAGUGAGUGUGAGUUGUAUGACCAAAAAAUGGAAAGUUUUGCUCGUGAAAGUGCUCUUGAUUCUUCAAAAAGCAUGAAACCCGAUGAAUGGUGGAAAUAUUUUGGUUAUAGUGCUCCAAAUUUAAAGAAAUUGGCUAUUCAAAUCUUGAGUCAAACAUCGUCUUCUUCGGGUUGUGAAAGAAAUUGGAAUGUUUUUGAAAGAAUUCACACAAAAAAAAGGAAUAGAUUGGAGCAUCAAAGGUUAAAUGAUCUUGUCUAUGUGCAUUACAAUUUGCGUUUAAAACAUAGGAAGGAUAAUAAAAAGAGGACUUGCUUUGAUCCUAUUGAUUAUGAAAGUAUAGACAAUGUUGAGGAGUGGAUUAUGGAAGAAGAUGAUUCUCCAAUUAUUGAUUAUGAAGAGUUGGAGAAUAUGAUUUAUAGUGAUCAAGCAUUACCAAUAUGUGGUAGAAAAGGUGGCACACAUAACAUUGAAGAAGUUCAAGGUGGUGAAGGAGAAUCAUUACAUGUUGAAGGUGCAAGUGGAGGAAUUGAUUUGGAGUCGAUUGGUGAAGAAAAUGAUGAAAAUUAUGAUGUUGAAAAUGAUUUCUGUGAACAUGAUGCAUGGAUUGAGUCGAUCUCUCCUCUGUUCUCCAGCUCCAACGUCCAGCCGCUGUUCUCUCCUCAAGCUUCUUCAUUAAACCCUGCAAUUUUAGAUCGUGCCUCUACUCUGUUCUCCAGCAUCCAGUGGUCCUUGAGGCUUGAGCUCGACUCCUCGCAGGUGGUCCAACCACUCCAGCCGUUGCUGGCAAUCCAGCUCCAGCCAUUACUCUCUCUUCCUCCACUCUCCAGUAGCCUAGCUCCAUCUCAAGAUAUCAUUAUGAAUACUAGUGGUUCAUGGACUGCUACUUGUGAUUCUAUUGGAUCUGUCCUUUCUAAAACAGAUGAUCCUGCUUGGGCGCAUUGUUUGAUUGUCCCAAGCAAGAGGAAUCAAACAAAAUGUCUAUAUUGUGAUAAGCUUAUACAAGGGGGUGGAAUUACUUGAUUGAAAGAGCACCUUGCCGGAAUUAAAGGCAAUGUUGGUGCAUGCAAAAAAGUUUCAGCAAAUAUAAAAUGGCAAAUGCAACAGUUGUUAAGUGAGAUAAUGAAAAGGAAAGAAAAGAGAAGGAGACUUAGAGAUAUGGUUGGGAGUCAAUGUGGGUCACAGACAUUUGUUGAAGAAGAUGAUGAAAUUGAAGAGUUCCCUUAAUCUCAAUCACAUGUAGCACAAGAAAAAAGGAAUGUUAAU
Molecule: messenger RNA, 3465 nt
Organism: Rubroshorea leprosula
Lineage: Eukaryota; Viridiplantae; Streptophyta; Magnoliopsida; Malvales; Dipterocarpaceae
Source: the annotation of a GenBank genome assembly